UUCGUGCUAUAACUCUACUGGCACAUUUGCUUCCAGUAUCAAAUGCUAUGAGAAAAGGAAAACGAAAAAGAAAAGGAACUAGCAAGGAAAACUUAUCAAAAGGAAAGGACAUUGAUAACUUUGGACAACAUGAUGAAAUUUAUCCUCCCAUUUUUCCAAAUUCUUCUUUAUUACAGAUAUGGCCUGAAGGAACAAACAUAGAGGCACAAGCUCUUAAGCUAAGGAAUGAAUCUAAUAAUCCAAUUCAGCCCUAUAUUAUUCUAAUAAAGGGACCAUCUGCAGCACAGUAUUUUAUUCAAGCUGGCAAUCAAACUUUAACUUUGGACAAUAAAACUUUGAACUCGCCUAUCAUGGCACUCGAUUUAUUGGUCAAAACAUAUUAUGUUUUUGACGUUAAGUAUCCAGAAACACUAAUAUAUUUUUUUGAUUUCUUAGAAAACUAUUGUUUUAAAAUAUCGGGUAAAGUACAACAUGCUUUGGUGUCUUCUAUUCAUAUUAAUAUUUCUAAUAUUACACUGGAUAAUAUUGCAUAAUAUCUAUAUCUGAUUCAUAUCAUUCAAUGCGCGUUUUAUAUUUUUGGCUACUAUCUUGAAUAAA
This is a messenger RNA of Temnothorax curvispinosus, 597 nucleotides long. RefSeq lists its product as uncharacterized. The record is from RefSeq and is a predicted model, not a curated record. Bases 48 to 533 code for a protein of 161 amino acids. NCBI's taxonomy places the organism in Eukaryota, Metazoa, Arthropoda, Insecta, Hymenoptera, Formicidae. The transcript has 3 exons.